This is a messenger RNA of Mytilinidion resinicola, 580 nucleotides long. RefSeq lists its product as uncharacterized. The record is from RefSeq and is a predicted model, not a curated record. Lineage: Eukaryota; Fungi; Ascomycota; Dothideomycetes; Mytilinidiales; Mytilinidiaceae. The transcript is spliced from 2 exons. The annotation marks the transcript as partial.
GGGUACUUUUAUCAGAAGAAACUAUUGACAGCAGUCAUGCCAGCGUAUCUUUACCCAUAGAGGUGCGAUAUGCACAACCCCUGGCGGUAAUGCCACCGUCAUUACGUUGUACUCCUUGAGUACCUGCUACUUUCCGCACCUCAUACAACCCGCGCUGCACCCAGCGCGACAUCUCCGCUCACACUGCCUCGCACUGGACUAAAGACGCCGACGCUGCCGACCUGAUCCUCCACAACCCCGAUCCCUACUGAUUUCAAACCAACAUACAAGGCAACUUCCCGGGGGGCUUUCUGGGCGCGCACACCAGUGGGCAUUUCACUAACGGCGGCGACCCUGGCGGCGACCUCUUCGUGAGUCCGGCGAUCCGGUGUUCUGGCUCCAUCAUGGGAUGAUAGACCGCGUGUGGUGGACGUGGCAGAAUUUGGAUAUUGAGAAGGAGAAGGACGCGAUUAGUGGGUCGUUGACGGUAAAUAAUAGUCCACCGAGUCGGAAUGCAACGUUAGAUGACUUGAUCGACUUGGGCGUGAAUGCGGCCCCGAUUAAUAUUCGAGAUGAGACGAGUACGAUCGCGGGGCCGUUU